This is a messenger RNA of Porites lobata, 866 nucleotides long. Lineage: Eukaryota; Metazoa; Cnidaria; Anthozoa; Scleractinia; Poritidae. The record is from the annotation of a GenBank genome assembly.
UCUGAAGGGGCGGGCGUUUUUGAUACUGUAGUUGGCACAGCAGUUGAAGGUUUUGUUAAUUAUGGUUUACCUUGGAUGGGUAAAAAAGCAGUUGAAAUGGGUCGGUAUGGAGCAAGUGAAUUAAUGAGAAAUAAAAAACUACAAAAGAAAGCUGUGAAUUGUGGAAUUAAUAAACUAACUCCAUAUAUUCAAGAUUCUGUUGGAACAGCAAUGGACCAGCUGUCAACCAAAGUUAGACCAAAUAAAAAGUAUAAAACUGAUAGAAAGGAUUUAGACGGUCGAUCGGGACGUGGAAUUGGAGGAGGUGUGAAUCCAACUUUACAGUAUGCUUUUGAUGAAGCUAAAAAUGGAGGGUAUAAGGGUAAUAUAGAUCAAUUUGCCAAAACAACUGGAUUAACACAGGAGUUAACCGGAGGAAAUCUUGUUGACGAUGCUGUCAAAUUUGCAUGAGGUAUAAGGAGCUGUAAAUAAAGCUAUUCAGGCUGAAAAAAAAACACCAAGAUUUUGUAAAAAGUGGAAGAAGGCAGCAUUUUGUAAAUAGUUGGAAUGCAGUAAAAGAAUUAGGUUACAAACAUAAAUACUUUACUUUCUAUUUAAGUUUGACAAAUAAACCACUUGGAUGGACAAUGGGAUCUGGAGUUGACAUUCACAAACAAAUACUAAAAGUAGCACCUUAUAGAGGAAUAACUAUACCAGGCCAUAAUUAUACUGGACCUGGAAAUCCUCUUCAUGAUCAACUUCGUCACGAUGAUGAGGGAAAUAUACUAGAAAUCUAUCAACAACCAACAGGACCAACUGAUGCAGUUAGUAUGCAACAUGAUGUUGAUUACACAGUUUGUGGAAAUAAACCUAAAAGUGAACAAUUA